This is a messenger RNA of Adineta steineri, 2847 nucleotides long. The record is from the annotation of a GenBank genome assembly. NCBI's taxonomy places the organism in Eukaryota, Metazoa, Rotifera, Eurotatoria, Adinetida, Adinetidae.
AUGGCUAUCAAUUCACAUUCAAGAGAAAAUCUUGAUUUUCUUUUACUUGAUAAUGUUAAUCCAUCUAAUACAUUAACUGAAGAAAUUAGCACACGUAUUUUUUAUGAUUUCAAUCCAUUUGAAACGUUUUGUGAAACAUUUCCUUCUGAAUCUAGUACUCAAUUAUAUAAUGAUGUUUUCGAAGAUAUACCCGAUAUCAAUGAAAUGCAACUAAUAACAUCUACUCCUAGUUUACUAUUUAUUUCGAAAAAUACUAUUCAUUCAUAUUUUCUUUCAUCAAUAGGUUCUGUUGAUGUAGUUUACAAAUUAUUAAAAGAAGCUAGUGAAGCAUUUCAUCCUACUGAACAGAAUAAUCCAGCAUAUAAUUUAGGACAUGUUGAUGAACAAUUAGCAAUGAAUAAAACUACUAAUGAUUCAUUACCUGUUAUUCAAUCAUUUUUAAAAAAAUCAUCGAAAUCAGCGAUUCCACUUUCAGAAAAUGUUGCUGUUACGGAUUUAAAAUCUAACCGAUUGAAAAUUGUUUAUGAAUUAGAAAAUAUAUAUCGUCCACGUUAUAAAAGUGAUUAUUUUCCUCAAACUGGUUCAGCUCGACAUCCACGUUAUAUUACUGAUAAUAAAACCAAUCAUUUUAUUACAUUACAAUUGCCAAGUGACUAUCAAUAUGAUUUACAAUAUGAUUACAUUCGUGUUGCUCUAAUAACAACAUCUAUCGAAGGUCAUGGACAUUACUAUAGUCCUUAUAAAUUUCAAAAAGAUCAUAAUGAUAUAAAUGUACCCGAUGAAAAUCCGAUGUAUAUUAAAAUAGAAGCUAAUCGAGAAGAUCAAUCUAAAAUGAGACUUUAUCUUGUUUUAAUCAAAUCUAAAUUACAUCAUCUGAAUUAUGUUCAACCAUUGAAAUUAUUUUCAGAUACAACCGCUAAUAUACAAAAUAUUAUACAUGAAGAAAUUUUACGUCCCAAAGAAUUAAUUACUAAAUAUCAAUUAGAUAAAUCUCAAAUAGCGUUUACAUUAUGUAAAAAACUUUCCGAUGAUUCCUAUACACCAUAUCCAGAUUCAACAAUAAUUUCAUCGAUUAUUACUGAAGUACCAACAUCGAAGAAAACAAAUGAUGUUACUGCAAAUACUAGUGUAUCACUAUUGGAUCUAGAUGUUGCAGGCACUUGUGAUCAGAAUGAUCUAUUCGGAUCUAUCGGACAUCCUGCUGAAAUACAUGAAUCCAAUGGAUAUAUUCCAGCUCCACUUUUUUCAAAUUCACCAUCUGAUAUUGAUCAGAAUUUACUCGUCAAUAACAGUUUACCAGUUUAUCCGAUUGAAAAAAAUAAAAAGGUCAGAACACAAAAAAAAGCUAUAUUACUUUCUUCUUCCGUUGGUGUUGGUCAACCAAAACAAUCAUCGAAUCCAUCUAAUAAAAUUAAACUUGUACACGAUUUAGAAGAAAAAUAUCGACCAAGAUAUAAAAGCGAUUAUUUUGCUAACAAUGGAACAACUCGAAAACCAAGAUAUGUGACUGAUCGUGACGGUAAUCAUUAUAUAUCCCUUCAAGUACCUCAACAUAUGCGAGGUCCGAUUCGAAUUGACUGGGUAACAAUUCCCAAUGAAGAUAAUGAACGAUUCGUUAUGCCAUAUCAAUUUCAAGCGAGUAAUGACCUUACUGAUGUACCUGAUUGCAAUCCUAUAUACGAACAAAUUCAAUCGAAUUCUUCAGGUUUAAUGAAAAUUUAUUUGGUAUUAAUUAAGGCGAAACAAGAUGCAUUAAAAGUAUUACAACCACUUCAACCAUUUCAUCCAAUCGCAGAUGCACUUGGACUUCUUGAUAAACAAAUAUAUGAAAAGGCGCCCAAAUUGACACCUAAAAACUUAAUAAAAAAAUAUCAACUUACGAAAUCCCAACUAGCAUUUACAUUAUGCACGUUAAGUAGUGAUGGUAAAACAUGUGAUCCUGAAUGGGACACGACUGUUUAUUCGACAGUUUUGGAAGAGGAAGGGAAUACGGAGAAUUCAGCGACGAAAAUAAUAUCUUGCCCAAAGUGCUCAUGUUCAAUAAAUAUCGAUAUUGAUGAACCAAAAACUCAAGAAAUGACAGGAAAUAAACGAAAAAGUAAACAAUUUAUAGGUGAAAAACUAGCGGCAGAAAAAGAUCCAAAUGCUAAUACCCAAUGGAAUGAUCAAUUACGUCGUUUUGGUAUAAUCGGAGAAAAAGAAGAAAAAGAAGAUAUAAAAACUGAAGAUGAACGUUUAGAAAUCUCUCGAGCUGAACAAUUGGAUAAGAAAACUCUAGAUGAAUUAGAUGAACUUGAAGAUGAAGACGAUGAACGCGUUUUACAAGAAUAUCGACGAAAACGAUUAUUAGAAUUACAAGAAAAAGCAACACGUGCUCGAUUUGGUGAAGUUAUUGAAAUCUCUGCAAUUGAUUAUGUUAAAGAAGUUAAUCAAGCUGGAAGUGAUAUAUGGGUAGUUCUUUAUCUUUAUAAAUCAGGACUUCCAAUAUGUUCAUUAAUUAGUGAUCAUCUUCGUUCAUUAGCUAUUAAAUAUCCACAAACAAAAUUUGUUAAAAGUAUAUCAACUGUUUGUAUACCAAAUUAUCCUGAUAAAAAUUUACCAACAGUAUUUAUCUAUAAUAAUGGUGACCUUAAACAUUCACUUAUUGGUCCAUUUGCAUUUGGUGGUAUGAAAUGUCGUUUCGAACAUUUAGAAUAUAAAUUAUAUGAAUUUGGUGCUAUUGAAACAACAGAAAAAUUAACUAAACCUGACGAUAUGAAAAAUUAUGGAGCGAAUGAUGCAGCUGAUGAUUUUCUCCGAUCAUCAAUUCGUCAAAGUAUGAAAAAUGAUAGUGAUGAUGAUGAUUAG